AUGGCUCUUCAGACUGCAAAGCGCGACCUGCGCAAGCGCAUGCGCGAGACUUUGUCGGCACUGUCGAAUACUUCAAUUGUACAGCAAUCUAACGUCGCUACGAGUGAAUUCCUCUCGCUAUCCGAGUAUCAGAAUGCAAAAAGCAUUGCUGUCUACCUGUCAAUGCCCAGCGGGGAGUUAUCAACCCGCAGUAUCGUGCAAGAUGCAUUCCAGCGUGGGAAAGACGUCUACAUCCCAUACAUUCACACGGUCGACAAGGUCUCCGUCAUGGACAUGCUAGCCCUCGAAUCUAUCACGGACUUCGAGUCUUUACAACCUGAUAAAUGGGGUAUCCCAUCUCUACAGCCUACGCAGGUUCCCGGUCGGCGAGACUGCUUCUCUGCCAAAGGCCUGGAUCUAAUUGUCAUGCCGGGUAUGGCAUUCGACUCGGGCUUUCGACGACUUGGACAUGGAAAAGGAUAUUAUGACCAUUUUCUCAAGCGGUAUUCUCAAUGGAGCAGCAAGAUGCCAUUCCUAGUGGCCAUGUCUCUCCAGGAGCAGCUGCUCGCCGAGGAUAUUCCCGUCAUGGAACAUGACUGGCUGAUCGAUGCCAUCGUGGUGGGUGAUGGGCGGUACCUGGACCGCAGGUCGUAGGUCGAACAAUCGACAGAAAGGUAUUAAGGAAACGAGAUCGAUGCGAGGUGUCGUGGCGUGAGA
Molecule: messenger RNA, 696 nt
Organism: Penicillium cataractarum
Lineage: Eukaryota; Fungi; Ascomycota; Eurotiomycetes; Eurotiales; Aspergillaceae
Product: 5-formyltetrahydrofolate cyclo-ligase
Exons: 3
Coding region: 1-633 (210 amino acids)
Biological process (GO): folic acid-containing compound biosynthetic process; tetrahydrofolate interconversion
Cellular component (GO): mitochondrion
Molecular function (GO): 5-formyltetrahydrofolate cyclo-ligase activity
Source: RefSeq, a predicted model, not a curated record